Molecule: messenger RNA, 1349 nt
Organism: Durusdinium trenchii
Lineage: Eukaryota; Dinophyceae; Suessiales; Symbiodiniaceae
Source: the annotation of a GenBank genome assembly
AGCCGUUGACUUUUUGACCGCAAAUUGCAAAUUGUAUUUUCGAUGGUGGCAACAUGUCUUGGAUCCAAAGAGGGGGCCACGGCCUGUGCCACUCCUGAUGGAUGCCGUGUGUGGCGAACGAAGCGAUGCAAGCCGGGAAAAGGAUCUCGAGAGUAGUGAAACAAGCGUCCCACGACCGUCAUCUGCAUUAAAGCAGGAGACUUGCCUGGUCUUUGAUUGGGAUGAUACCAUACUUCCAACGUCGUGGCUCGAGCGCAUUCAUGCUCUUGCUGGUGGUGGGCCGUUGAGGCCGGAGGUUCAAAGGCAACUUGCCAGUCUUUCUUCCGCAGCAGCCCAGACCUUGCAGCUGGCUGCUUCGAUGGGCACAGUGGUCAUUAUCACCAACAGCGCACCUGGCUGGGUGGAUCAGUCCUGUCAGAUUUUCAUGCCGCAGAUCUUGCAGCAGAUCCGGAGCUACCAGAUUUUUGCAAAGCCAUUGCACGCACCUCUUACCUUCAAGAUUUCGACAUUCCGCAGGGAAUGCAAAAAGUUCAUGAACUUGAUAUCCAUCGGGGAUGGAGAUGCUGAGCGUGCUGCUAGCCUAAGGCUGCAGGCACCAGAGCGAAAAGGAUCAUUUGGUGAGGAAAGACAACGCGUCAAAUCAGUGAAGCUCAUCGAGCUUCCGACAUGUCAGCAAUUGAUAGUCCAACACGAGAUGUUGCAGGUGCGGCUUCCAGAUGUCACAGCUUUCCUGGGAUGUUUGGACCUGAAAUCUCGCUUUCCAAGCAGCAGCUCACCCGGCAAGGCAGCUGGCCCAACACUGGUGCACUUUGGGCGACCAACGGGCAUGCUGGUCAGUCCGACCACACCUGUGAGGGAAACCCAGGUGGUUGCUUCACCGCAUCGUGCUGUUGGUGGGCAGUUGCCACCUUUGAGUGGCCCAGGAAAGGCUGGUGAAGCAGAGCUCAGCCCCAGCAGGGAGAAGGAGUCUGGCGAAGCCAGUACGGUUCCAACCGACCGACCCCUCUCUUCAAGGGCAGGUGAACUGGGAUUGGGGGCACCCAUUGAGACUGAGAACCUCGGCAUCCAGCGGGGUACUCCCUCGAAUCAGAGUCCUCCUGGGAUUUGGAAAGUGCAAGGAGUUGGGUCUGGACGAGACGGAAGGACCCUUUUCAGCGCGCACAAGAAACGCCCAGUCUUGGCGAGCGUAGGUGUGGGAGGACGGCCACCUGGGAGUGUGUGGAGGGAUCAUGUUGCUGCAGGAAAAGGCUUUUGACUUGGCUGUGUAUAAAUUGAAGCAGCGGGUGAGAGCCUUCCGUUCACGCGAGCACAAGCGCUGAACUUGCGGUUUCAGGGAAGGUUAUGUGAGA